AUGUCAGACUCCAAGAUUAAAGGAAGCUGUGUCUGUGAGAAGAUCCGCUAUGAAUUAACAGGGCAACCAAUCACCAACAUCAUCUGUCAUUGCGACACAUGUCGCAAAAUCACCGGGUCCGUCUUCAUGGCAAACAGCAUGUACAUGAAAGAGAACUUCAAGAUCACCGCCGGAGAAGACGUUCUAAAAGUUUACGACGACAAACCACCGGGCUCGAAGAAUACUAUUCACCGACACUUCUGUUCAAUCUGCAGUUCGCCCAUCCACACGACUUCGACAGGGACACCGGAGUACGAAAGUGCGCUUACUGUCACGUCUGGUACUAUGGAUCUUGGGAAUGACUCGUGGAAGCCUUCGAUGGAAGUGUUUUGCAUGAGGCGGCGGGGGUUUGUUUCCCCGUUUGAAGGAACGGACAAGCAUGAAAAGACCCCGUACUAG
Penicillium mononematosum is the source of this 438-nucleotide messenger RNA. Its product is annotated as GFA family protein. Gene Ontology annotation, molecular function: carbon-sulfur lyase activity. NCBI's taxonomy places the organism in Eukaryota, Fungi, Ascomycota, Eurotiomycetes, Eurotiales, Aspergillaceae. The transcript is spliced from 2 exons. The coding region runs from base 1 to 438 and encodes 145 amino acids. The record is from RefSeq and is a predicted model, not a curated record.